This is a messenger RNA of Scomber scombrus (Atlantic mackerel), 6687 nucleotides long. It is a transcript of the gene tnikb, whose product is annotated as TRAF2 and NCK interacting kinase b. Lineage: Eukaryota; Metazoa; Chordata; Actinopteri; Scombriformes; Scombridae. Gene Ontology annotation, molecular function: ATP binding; protein kinase activity. The record is from RefSeq and is a predicted model, not a curated record. Gene Ontology annotation, biological process: protein phosphorylation.
UCACCGAGCCGAGCCGAGCAGCAUGUAGCACCUGGAUCUAUUUAUUUAUUUUAUGAUUUUUUUUUAAGAGGAGCGUGUGUGAGUGUGUGAGUGUGUGUGUGUUCAUCCCCGCUGCUCUGCACCUCUCGGUCGAUGGUCGUUGAGGAAGCUUCCAUCUUGAGUCCCGUAUCUACCGAGAGCACCAUGGCGAGCGACUCCCCUGCACGGAGUCUGGAUGAGAUAGACCUGUCUGCACUACGGGACCCAGCCGGUAUCUUCGAGCUGGUUGAACUGGUUGGUAAUGGCACCUAUGGGCAGGUCUACAAGGGUCGCCAUGUCAAAACAGGACAGCUUGCUGCAAUCAAAGUCAUGGACGUCACAGGAGAUGAGGAGGAGGAGAUUAAAGCAGAGAUCAACAUGUUGAAGAAAUACAGCCACCACAGAAACAUCGCAACCUACUAUGGAGCCUUCGUCAAGAAAAACCCUCCGGGCAUGGACGACCAGCUGUGGCUGGUGAUGGAGUUCUGCGGCGCCGGCUCCAUCACAGAUCUGAUAAAAAACACCAAAGGGAACACUCUGAAGGAGGAGUGGAUCGCCUACGUCUGCAGGGAGAUCCUCAGGGGUCUGACCCAUCUCCACCAACACAAAGUCAUCCACAGAGAUAUUAAAGGCCAGAACGUGCUGCUGACGGAGAACGCAGAGGUGAAACUAGUGGAUUUCGGUGUGAGUGCUCAGCUGGAUCGUACGGUUGGACGCAGGAACACGUUUAUUGGGACUCCGUACUGGAUGGCGCCCGAGGUCAUCGCCUGCGACGAAAACCCCGACGCCACAUACGACUUCAAGAGUGAUCUGUGGUCUCUGGGUAUCACAGCGAUAGAGAUGGCAGAGGGAGCGCCACCUCUGUGUGACAUGCAUCCAAUGAGAGCGCUCUUCCUCAUCCCCAGAAAUCCCGCCCCCAGACUCAAGUCUAAGAAGUGGUCGAAGAAGUUCCAGUCCUUCAUAGACAGCUGUCUGGUGAAGAGUCACAGCCAGCGGCCGAGCACCGAGCAACUCCUCAAACACCCGUUCAUCAGAGACCUCCCCAACGAGCGGCAGGUCCGCAUCCAGCUGAAGGACCACAUCGACCGCACCAAGAAGAGGAGGGGGGAGAGGGAUGAGACGGAGUAUGAGUACAGCGGAAGUGAGGAAGAGGAUGAAGAGAGGGAAAUAGGAGAGCCCAGCUCGAUCAUCAACAUCCCCGGUGAGUCCACUCUGAGGCGGGACUUCCUGCGUCUGCAGCUGGCCAAUAAGGAGCGGUCGGAGCUGAUCCGACGCCAGCAGCUGGAGCAGCAGCAGAAUGAGGAGCACAAGCGCCAACUGCUGGCCGAGAGGCAGAAACGCAUCGAGGAGCAGAAAGAGCAGCGGCGACGGCUCGAGGAGCAACAGCGUCGGGAGCGUGAAAUGAGGAAACAGCAGGAGCGCGAGCAGAGGAGGAGGUACGAGGAGAUGGAGCAGCUCCGCCGAGAGGAGGAGAGGAGGCACGCGGAGAGGGAACAGGAGUACAAGAGGAAGCAGAUCGAGGAGCAGCGGCAGGCGGAGCGUCUGCAGAGGCAGCUGCAGCAGGAGCGAGCGUACCUGGUGUCUCUGCAGCAGCAGCAGCAGCAGGAUCCACAGCGGCCGCCGCAGGACAAGAAGCAGCUGUAUCACUACAAAGACCAAGCGCCUGGUACCAACGACAAGCCGGCCUGGGCCAAAGAGGUGAUGCGUCGAGCUCAGAGUAAUUCUCCUCGCAUCCCUCCUAAGAAAUAUCACUCCUUCAACAAACCUCGAGACGCCAACCUGGACAACCUGCUGUUGUUGCCGGGUUACAAGCCGCGCCGGCCCCGCCCCCCCUCCUACCCCGCACACGUCAGCCCCUCCAGAGGCCACCAGCUGCACGUGCCCCGAAUCCGAGUCACCUGCGUCCCCGAACACGCCUCCUCCUCCUCUUCCUCCUCCUCUUCCUCCUCUCAGCCAGUGAUGCGCAGACACAGUCCUGACAACAGGGGCCAUGACAACAGAGGCCCCGACAACAGGGGCCGGAGCCCAGGCCGCCGGGUGGAGGAGCAUUAUAAGAUGAACAGACAGACUUCUCCUGCGUUGCAGCAUAAAGUCUCGAACCGGAUCUCGGACCCGUCGCUGCCGCCUCGCUCCGAGUCGUUCAGCAGCGGAGGCAUCCAGCAGGCCCGGACCCCCCCCAUGCACCGCUCCGUAGAACCACAGGUUCCUCAGAGGACAACGUCUAUCUCUCCUGCUCUGGUCAGGAAGAACUCACCUGGAAACGGACCCGGCCUCGGACCACGGGCCGGAGCUCACCUCAUACGGGCCAGCAACCCCGACCUGCGGAGGACCGACGUUUCCAUGGAGACGCCCCUGAAGAGGACGAGCAGCGGCGGCUCCUCCAGCUCCAGCACCCCCAGCUCCCAGGGAGGCUCCAACGAACGAGGUAACUCAGUCCCGAAGAUUGACGGUUCGACUCUGUCUUCCCACGAGACCAAAGACGACAGCAGGGAAGUGUCACGACCCAGCAGGCCUGCAGAUCUGACGGCUCUGGCCAAAGAGCUGCGGGAGCUCCGGCAGGGCGAGGAGACGAGCCGCCCGCCUGUCAAAGUGACGGAUUAUUCGUCGUCCAGCGAGGAGUCUCACAGCAGCGAGGAUGAGGAGGGAGGAGAAGGAGGCUCCAACGACGGCUCGGUGGCCGUCAGCGAUAUCCCUCGAAUCAUGCCGGCGGCGAGUCAAAGCACAAACGAGCCCUUCGGGAUGAUGGGAGGUCAGAACGACAUGCACGGCGACUCAUACGGGAACAGCUCCCAGGACGGCACCCUGAUGAUGCGUGAGUACGGGAUGGGGAGCGGCAGCGGCUCCAAAUCGUCCUUCACACCGUUCGUUGAUCCGAGGGUUUACGGGACGUCACCGACUGAUGAUGAUGAUGAUAACAUCUCUGCCUCAGCGCUGUUUGCUGAUGAGCUGCUGAAACACGAGCAGGAGCAGGCGCGGCUCAACGAGGCCCGAAAGAUCUCCGUGGUGAACGUCAACCCGACCAACAUCCGACCGCACAGCGACACGCCCGAGAUCCGCAAAUACAAGAAACGCUUCAACUCUGAGAUCCUGUGUGCAGCUCUGUGGGGAGUGAACCUGCUGGUGGGAACAGAGAACGGCCUGAUGCUGCUGGACAGAAGCGGUCAGGGCAAAGUUUACAACCUGAUAAAUCGACGGCGCUUCCAACAGAUGGACGUCCUGGAGGGACUCAACGUCCUCGUCACCAUCUCAGGGAAGAAGAACAAGCUGCGUGUCUACUACCUGUCCUGGCUGAGGAACAGGAUAUUACACAAUGACCCCGAAGUGGAGAAGAAACAGGGUUGGAUCACAGUCGGAGAGCUGGAGGGCUGCGUGCACUACAAAGUCGUGAAAUAUGAGAGGAUUAAAUUCUUGGUGAUCGCUCUGAAGAACGCCGUUGAGAUCUACGCCUGGGCUCCUAAACCCUACCACAAGUUCAUGGCCUUCAAGUCGUUCACUGAGCUGCAGCAUCGCCCCCUGCUGGUGGACCUGACUGUGGAGGAGGGGCAGAGGUUAAAGGUCAUCUACGGCUCCAACGCUGGCUUCCAUGUGAUCGACGUGGACUCUGGGAAUCCGUACGACAUCUACAUCCCCUCACAUAUUCAGGGUCAGGUGACCCCGCACGCCAUCGUUGUUCUGCCCAAGACGGACGGCAUGGAGAUGCUGCUGUGCUACGAGGACGAGGGCGUCUACGUCAACACCUACGGACGCAUCACCAAAGACGUGGUGCUGCAGUGGGGCGAGAUGCCCACCUCCGUCGCUUACAUCCACUCCAACCAGAUCAUGGGCUGGGGAGAGAAGGCCAUUGAGAUCCGCUCCGUGGAGACGGGACACCUCGACGGAGUUUUCAUGCACAAGCGAGCACAGCGACUGAAGUUUCUAUCGGAGAGGAACGACAAGGUUUUCUUCGCCUCGGUGCGUUCUGGAGGCAGCAGCCAAGUCUUCUUCAUGACCCUCAACAGAAGCUCCAUGAUGAACUGGUAACCCUCCACAACUCUCCUCCUCUUUCACUCUGAACGUCUCCCACCACCAGGAGAGAGGGAGCGAGGGAUGACGGGAGGAUGGUGUGUGUGUGUAUGAGUGUGUGUGUGAAGUGCAGCGGACCGCCGAGGAAAUCAUCAGCUGGAGGAUUGGAGGAGUAAAAAUCACCCACCUACAGUAGCUUCCCUCCAUCCAGCCACGAGGACACAGACACCCACCCCUCCCCUCCCCCCUCCCCCCCAUACGGAGCCUUCGGGUGCCGGCCAGGUUCGGGUGGACGACGCCUCUCCGCCUUCCCCUGCGGACGUUUGAGUUUCAAAGGACGCCGACAUCACGCCGAGUAGCCUUCGACUUCCUCGUUUGACUGAGCGGGAUUCUGUGGACGAGUUCUCUGUGUAGCACAGCGAUGAUUUUCUUUCAGGGUGUUCACACUGCGAGUACGUCGGUCAGUCUGUUGCUACUCGACUAUUCUGACUGGUUAUAGUCAGAAAAUACAGCUGGGGAUCAAAGUAGCAUCCGAAGAGGGAAAAACUUUUUAAAAACUUGGAUGCAACACUUGUAGAUGUUAAUAAAAAAAAAGAAAAAGUUGCAAAGAAGCUUUUAAUCACUGCAAUGUGCUUCUGGACUAGUUUGCACUCUCCUAACUAUCUCCUAAGAUGUUAAAGCCAACCCCACAAUUUAUGCUUUUGCCCAUUCUGGUCCGAUUUAAGGGGGAAUUAUCAGCUGGCUUUAAACCAAAAUCUCUGAGAGUUCACCCACAGUGAGCCGGCUACAUUUUCUCCUUCAGUUUUGGCCUUAAAUCCUCUCAAAGGCUUUUUUCUCACCUGAAAACUGAGCUCAAAAAAUGAUCAAUACAUCCAAAAAUUCCAGCUGUAUGUUUGACUAUGAAAAGUAGGGCUGGGAAUCAGUACUCCAUAUCUUUAAGAUAUUGAAAUAUGGAAAUAAAUCGAUACCAAGUAGUAUAGAAAACACCUGCAAUCGAUCCUUUUUGCACCCAGAGCUAGAAAAUAUGACUGUUAGUAUGGAUUCGCUCACAUCCAAUCAAUGCAAGCGCUCUUUAAUUAAUAAAUAUUAAUAAUCUGAAGACUUUCAAAAAAAAUCAAACCAUUUAAAUGUGGAGGAGUGGAGGCAUUUUAUACAAUUGAAUGCUUUCCUUCACACGAUGGGUAUCUAAUGGUGCUGGUGCAAGUUUUUUUAAACUAUAUCCAACACUAGUGAAAAGGGAAAAUUUAAAUUUAAAUGAAUUAAAGGGACAGUAACAGAGUUAAGAAGACGCUGCUGAAAAGAUGCACAAAUGACGAACUUUCCUUAUAGUUCAGCUUUUUAUUGUGGAUGGAAAUCUUUAUGAAAAUCAGCCACGAGCCAAAUGUUGGAUUAAAAUCAUAAAUAUAACAUCAUCAUUUUAUUUGGUUAUCGGUUUGGCUUCUAACCGCAGAAGCUCGACUGAUUCUGGAGGUUUUAUCUUCACAACAUCUCGUAGCAAAAAGACCUCUGUAAAAAAUAAAUAGAUGACAAAAAAAAUAAAAAUAAAAGCUCCCAGUGUGAACACUCAUUUAUUCAGAGUACUGCUGCUGAAACACCCUCGAAGUCUUUUCCCCUGUAUUAAGGAUUUUUAAAAAAGGACCAAAAAUAAACACAAACAGGAGCAGUGGAUGUCGGAGAAAUGAGACUUUUUUAACGUGUGUGAUUGCGGAUGCUGCACAGCUACUGAGGCUCACUGUGUCCUGUAUAGGUGUGUCUUCUCUUCUCUUCUCUUUCUUAGUGGAAGAAGAGAAAAAAGGAAGGUUGUAGAUAUUGUAUUAUUUCUGCAACACAAUAAUAAAAAAAUAAUAAAAACUUCUCACAAAAGUUUCACACAAGCAGAAGAAGAAGAAGAAGAACUUUGGCGUUAGAAGUAGGAGUUUUUACUUCUUUUUUUCUUUUUCUUUGCUUCCCUUUUCUUCUUGUUUCUUUUUUUCUGUCCCUGCUGUUCUGUGUGCACUGCACUCGUGUAAAUACUCACUUUUUGAUGUUAAGGUUAAUAAAGACGGAGUUUGGGAGAAAAAGCAGGUGAAGACACUGAAGAAAAAAUAUAAUAAUAACAAUCAUGCUUUUUAUUUUUAAUUUGUCAUACCUCUGUAAAAUCUGUCUGUACUGUAGUUUCUGACCAACCAACGAGCCAAGAGACUGUUUGGUGGUUAAAUACAAAGUUUCCUCUUUUUCUCUGUAGUUCAUCGCUGUUGAUUUAAUUGUGCUUUUUUUUUUUUUUUUGUUGCAUGACGACAAAUUAUUGUUUAUAGUUUUGUUUAAUCUGUUGAAUUGUAAGUUUUAAGGCAAUACACUGGCUGGUCUGACAGUAGAAGUCUCUAUGUGAAAGAGUCGUGAAUUUACAACAUCCUAACUUUAGCACCAGUCGGAUGACUUUAUAUCAUGCACUGGAUUAUUCUACGUUCUUUUUCAUGGCAUUUAUAUAUUUUAGGCAUUUUAAUGGACGCUCGUACCCAGAGCAGCUUAUAUAGAGUCAACAGGACGAGGGCAUCGGAUGAUAUUUUCUAUUUUUUAAGGGUUUACUCUUUGACGAUGGUCUCUGUAAACACUGGUGGGAGUGUAUGUGUGUGUGUGUGUGUGUGUGUGUGUGUGUGAGGGUGGGAAAGGGGAUUACAAAGAAAGUAA